AUGCUGUACGAAAGCGCCUCGGAUGUCGCCAUCCACUCUCCCCGCCUCCCCGUAUCCCUAUCCUCGCCAAUCUUGACUUCAAGCCCAUCCUCGCACGCGCUUUGCUUCCUCGCCCGUCCAAUCCCAACAUAUCCCUCCGCGCCCUCAUCUCCAGUCCCACCGUCACCCGAUACACCCUUAUUCGCCGAACAACAGCAGCCCCCACCACAGCCCAACCCGUCCGUAUGGGUGACGCCGAGUAGCCCUCACACCUUCCGCGCGUUCAGGCUGGAAUUUGGCUCGCCGCCGGGACUUGGGCUGGGAGUUGGUCCACCGCCAGCGUCGCUCGCGACGUUCCAGCCUCCAUCGCGCUCGGAAGCACGCCGCAUCUUCUCAGGCGGUUCAAGCGGCACGGCAACACCUCGUCCAACCUUCGCGGACGUCGACUUCGCCGCUCGCAGACCCUCCUCAACUCCCCGCGGUCGCACCAACUCCAUCAAGCGUCCAGGCUCGCACGACAAAUCGCGCCUUCCGCGCCAACGCGCCUUCGUCCUGAGUCCUACGCCCAACUCGCCCUCUCCGCGCGUGUCUUCGCCCGCUGUACCGGCGAAUGAGAGGUUGAAGGAUUUCAGGGCGUUGGUAGCGAAGAUGCGGACGAGUACAAGUUUUGGGAGUUCGGGGAGCCAAGUUUUCAGUCGGGAGGGCAACGAUUCGGAUUGGACGGAUGAGAGCGAGGACGAGGAUGAGUUGGCUGAGGAGGACGAAGGGGUGGAGAUUGAUAUGAAGGGAAGGCAUCAUGCGAAGUUCUUCUGCUGA
Molecule: messenger RNA, 795 nt
Organism: Peniophora sp. CBMAI 1063
Lineage: Eukaryota; Fungi; Basidiomycota; Agaricomycetes; Russulales; Peniophoraceae
Source: the annotation of a GenBank genome assembly